Molecule: messenger RNA, 2410 nt
Organism: Hemicordylus capensis (graceful crag lizard)
Lineage: Eukaryota; Metazoa; Chordata; Lepidosauria; Squamata; Cordylidae
Gene: TIMM10B
Product: translocase of inner mitochondrial membrane 10B
Exons: 5
Coding region: 1-2175 (724 amino acids)
Cellular component (GO): mitochondrial intermembrane space chaperone complex
Source: RefSeq, a predicted model, not a curated record
AUGCCACACGGUGGGGUCGGCUGGUUUCUGAACCGGGGAGCCGCUGGCCCCCAGCUUCCUCCAAGCAGCCUGGAUUCCUACCCCCAUCCGGACCUGGCCGUCCUCGGGAGGCAGCCCUUCUCGUGGCUUCCCACUCAUUCCAGAGAUCACAGUCCCACCCUCAUCCCCGCACAACCCAACACAAAGCAGGCCGAGGUCCUGGGCGUCAGUCUGAGCGCUGUGGGAAGCUGGCACCAGCUGCAAGGAGCCCACGGAGGCCCCGAUCCAGCCAUUCCCCACGAGCAGGAGCCGCUGCCGGAGAACCCAUCUCUCCGAUACGGGCAGCAAGCGUCACCUUCCAGAAGCAAAGAGGCAAGUUCCGCCAACCAGACGCAGUUGAUGCCUAAGAAGGCGGCGGCACAGGGCUGUUGCGUGAGACGCACCAGGAGAACAGCAGCUCGUUCUGAAAAUCCAGAGAGAACCGAGGCAGGCGGGAACUCCACCAAGAGUGCCAUGUGGGCCGGAGGCAAAGGCAUGGGCCGGCCCUCAGUGGGGUCAGCCGCUGGUGACCCCCCCCAUCCAUCCAUCCCAGGGUCCUCCCAAGGAGGGCCCACGAAGGCAGGGAGCUUCAGCUGCCGAAACGAGGACUUGGCGUCUCCCCCCACUCCCAAAACGUCCCACAGCAAGCCGCCACCUGUCACCAGAACAGUCUCGCCACCCUUGGGAGUUCAGGAGCCAGAGGCCUCAACGCAAAGCCGUGGAGGAAAGUCCCUGCCAAGGAGGAGCCAAGAGGAGGAGGCGGCUCUGCAGGAGGAAGUCUUGUGGGUCCUGCAUGUCGCUGAACAGGAGACCCUGAAGGCAGCUGCAUCACUGGGGGCCGGGCGGAGGAGACCCUCAUUCAGAGCAGCCCAACAGGAGGCCUCUGGGGGUGGGGGGCUCCUUGGCCAGGCCCUGGCCCGAGCUCCUCCUUCCCCCCCACCAGAACCCAACCUACUUUUGGCCCUCUGGCGCCAUCCCUGCACAAGCCCCUUCGACCCCCAUCUCUACCGACCCCGCCCCGCCCCCCAAGCAUGCAGCCAACAUUGCACAGGCCUCCGGGGGCCGGUGUGGGGCGGGAUUCGGUGCAGGCCAGCUCAGCUCAGCUGGGCCCAGAGCGGCGAGGAAGGAGGGAGGCGCCUCCGCCCCACGGCGAGCUGCCCCCUCGGGCUCUGGGUCCAAGCCCCGCAGCUGGCCGCCCACCUCUUCCUGGAGCCCUCCCGCCCUCCACCUGCCGGGCGCAGCAGCGCAGGGCUGCCGCCGCCGCCGCCGCCGCCUUGGCCCGGUGCCCGUCGCCACGUCCCCAGCGGUGCCGAGCCGAGCCGCAGCCGGACACCCCCGCAGGGGCCGGGCAGGGCGGGAGGCAGCCGCCCCCGGGCCCCCUGCCGGGCACAGCCGCCUUCCUCCGGUGGCGACGGAGGGGGCUGCCCAGCGCAGGGCCGCGGCCUCCCCUCCCCCUCCCUCCCUCCCCCCCCUCGGGAUCCCGCCGCGGGGGCUGCUCCGCGCACGUCCGCCCCCCGCGAGGGCGCCCAGGCCGGAUUGGGGGAGGCGGGGGCGGCGGCAGCCGGGGGGAGGCGGCGAAGGUCCGCCCCAGAUAGACAGACAGGACCGCCCGCCCGCCCGCCCGCCCCCCCGCCUCACCUGCUGCCGCUGCUGCUGCCGCCGGGGCCGGUCCCGGAGGCUCCGGGCGUCGGAUCCGCUUGGCCCCCACCUGGGACAGCCGGAAACGACGUCACGGGCCGGAAGUGGCGAGCGCGGCGGCGGCGGCGGAGCGCCGGCAGCAUGGAGCUGCCCCAGGACCCCCAGCAGCACCUGCGCAGCCUGCGGGACUUCCUGCUGGUCUACAACCGGAUGACCGAGCUCUGCUUCCAGCGCUGCGUCUCCAACCUGAACUACCGGACGCUCACCCGGGACGAGGAGGGCUGCCUGGACAGCUGCGCGGGGAAGCUGGUGCGCGCCAACCACCGCCUGAUGGCCUCCUACGUCCAGCUGAUGCCAUCCAUCGUCCAGCGCCGGAUCGCGGACUACGAGGCGGCCGGCCACGCGGCGCAGGAGGCGGGAUCCGCGGGGGCUGCCGGUCCCGGCGGCGGCGGCGGCGGCGGCAUCGUUCGCACUGUGGCAGCCGCAGACCCGCUGGGCGCUCCAGAGGCCGGGAGCUAGGCGGGGAGGAGGGGACGCUUGCCUUGCUGGGGCUCGGGGCGGCCCAGCCCUCCCUCGCCUUCGGGGCUGCGCGGAUCCAGCCAGGAGUGCUUCCGACCACCGCCCGCCCGCCCGCCCGCCCGCCCUCGAUCCUGGCUGGAGGACCUUUGGGAAGCAGCAGCACAGCCACCCCCUCGCCCCGCAGGUGGCCGGAAUGGACGGCUUCCCGUGGCAGUAAUAAAGGCGCCUUCUCUGC